UUACGCACAGACUCAAUGUAAUAUUAUCUACAGACUGAAAUACCAUACAUCAACAACCCAGUACAUACCUACAGCAACGAGUCUAAUAAUACAGUAAUUUUGUUCAGUUUGCUCUAACUAUACCUACUCUAUCGCCAAUCAUGCAGAACUUUAAGACGUUGAACGUUGUGCAGUGGUUCGGCAUCGCGGCUGCGUUGGUAGUAUUGUCCGCGGCGGCGGACGAGCCGACGGCCGAACCGUCGGUUUACUCGCCGGCGUACUUGCCGCCGAAACCGGUGGUCGUGGCCGGCGACCCGCUACACUACAACAGCCCGUACGGCGGCGCCGUGGCCAGCACGUCGACAAGCGUGUUCCGAACGCCCGGGUACCCGGGACAGGUGUCCGCCGUCCACAAGACCGUCGAAACGCCGUACUCGUCCUCGCACAAAGCGGACGUGCGCUACACCAACGACGUGCAGGUGCCGUAUCACCCGGCCGCCGUCCCGUACGGUUACGGACAGGCCGCAGCCGUCCCGUACGUUCACGGACCGGUCGCCGUCCCGUACGGCCACGGACCGGUCGCCGUCCCGUACGGCCAAGGACCGGUCGCCGUCCCGUACGGCUACGGACACGCCUCGGCCGUCCCGUACGGUCACGGACCUGUCGCCGUCCCGUACGGCCACGGACCUGUCGCCGUCCCUUACGGCCAAGGACCGGUCGCCGUCCCUUACGGCUAUGGGCCCACUGCCGGUGCCGUCGUCACUCCUCAUCAUUCCGUCUCGCACACCAGUUUUUCCGGACCGCACGGAACUCACUACUCGUACAGACGGUGAUUCGGGUGAUUCGCGUACUUGAACAACGAACAAUAUUACCGGUGAAGUGUAUAAUGCGCAUAACUAUAUUGAUAUGACAACGAUUGUAUACCGACGUUCUUUUUUUUUAAUUUAAGCAAAUUAUUUAUUGUAUAACAAAAUAUGUGAUGAAAAAUUAUAUCGAUAAAAUAUUUAAAAAAUAAUA
Molecule: messenger RNA, 996 nt
Organism: Aphis gossypii (cotton aphid)
Lineage: Eukaryota; Metazoa; Arthropoda; Insecta; Hemiptera; Aphididae
Product: cuticle protein 76-like
Exons: 2
Coding region: 141-812 (223 amino acids)
Source: RefSeq, a predicted model, not a curated record